UUUAAUAUAAUUAAAUAAUAAUUUAUCCCGUGGAGGACAGGCCCUUAGAAUUCUAAUAUAUGUGAGUUGACUUCAGUAUAACUGGAUAUGAGCCUUUCCUCUUUCUUCUCCACCUACAAGCAAAAGUGUUUGUGAAUUUGUUUCUUCAGGUGUGAUGGCAGCUACUAUCAAGCAGAUGUCCAUCAUUGUGGCAACGCUUGGAACAUUGUCCUUCAUGUUUGGAGUAAUUGCUGAAAAUAAGAAGCCAGAUUCUGGAACUGCAACUCUACGGGAAGGUGUUGUAAUUUGCAAAUAUUCGUCGGAUCCUACUGUUGUCUUGGGGUAUCUGUCAGUUGCGUUUCUAGUUGCAUCUACUGUGGCUGGGUAUUUGUCUCUAUUUUACCCGUACAAAGGAAGAUCUAUUCCACAAGCUGCUUUGUUUCGAAGCACCAGCUUCCUUGUAUUCUUCAAUAUCGCUUUGGGUAUGGCUGGAUUGGCAGCAGCAAUGUUGUUAUGGCCAACAAUCACAGAGCAACUUCACUUGAUACGCAACGUUCAUCACAACCUGAACACUACAUGCCCCACUGCCAAGACUGGUCUCCUUGGUGGCGGUGCCUUCAUAGCCCUCGAUGCUUCCCUCUUCUGGUUGGUUUCCCUAAUGUUAGCUGACAAUGUGCGAGAGGACUACUUUGAAACAGUGGAAAAGGACCCUAAGGGUGAACAAAGCGAGGUUCUCACAAAUGAAUAUAGUUCAAAUGUACCUGUAAAGGGCAUUGCUUAAAAUGUCCCCAAUCCUGAUGGCCAUAACAACUUAUGUCUUCUUUCUGUUUGGGUUGGAAACGUUUCCUUCACAUAUUAUUAGUAUACUUCCCACUUAUUAGCAAUGAAGCAACUUAUGUAAUGGACCUCAAAUGUUUCGAAAUAUCUUUGUUUUGUUCA
Vitis vinifera (wine grape) is the source of this 918-nucleotide messenger RNA. RefSeq lists its product as uncharacterized. The record is from RefSeq and is a predicted model, not a curated record. The transcript is spliced from 4 exons. Bases 155 to 760 code for a protein of 201 amino acids. Lineage: Eukaryota; Viridiplantae; Streptophyta; Magnoliopsida; Vitales; Vitaceae.